AUGAGGAAACAAGAGCUUCAAAUUCUUGUGAAUUUCCUCGAAAAAGCAGCUUCAAAUCGCGAUGUGGUUGAUCUUAGCGCUAAACUUGCAUCUCUUAGCGCUAACAUGGCUUGUCUUAUGGUAAUUGGAAAGAAAUAUAACAAUGUAGAUGGGGAUUUCAAAGAUAUGGUCAAAGAGACGUCGCGUAUGGCAGCAACGCCAAAUCUUGCUGAAUUAUUUCCCUUUCUUCGUUUUAUUGAUUUCCAGGGAUCGAUUCAUCGUAUGAAACAAAUAGCUAAGAGUUGUGAUGAAUUUUUGGAGAAUGUUAUUGAUGAACAUGCUCGACAAUAUUCGAGUGACCAGUCGAAAACUAGUACAGAUAUGGUUGAUACAUUGAUGGAAAUUAUGCAAUCUGGAGAAGCUGAAUUCGAGUUUGAUCGUAGACAUGUCAAAGCUAUUUUGUUGGACUUGUUGGUAGCUUCAAUGGAUACUUCAUCAACAUCAAUUGAAUGGAUUUUAUCAGAACUUUUCAGACAUCCUAAUGUAAUGAAGAAACUUCAAAGUGAGUUGGAUUAUGUAGUUGGCCAAAAGGGGAUUGUAGAAGAAAAAGACCUAGAAAACCUAGAUUACUUAAACAUGGUCAUAAAAGAAGGCUUUAGGCUCCAUCCAGUUGCACCCUUAUUACUUCCACAUGAGUCAAUUGAAGAUUGCACACUUGAUGGAUUUCACAUACCUAAAGGAUCUCGAGUUUUGGUUAAUGUUUGGGCAAUCGGAAGAGAUCCAGAUGUUUGGCAUGAGCCUGAAAAGUUCAUACCAGAGAG
Solanum tuberosum (potato) is the source of this 800-nucleotide messenger RNA. RefSeq names its product cytochrome P450 CYP736A12-like. The transcript has 2 exons. Gene Ontology annotation, molecular function: heme binding; oxidoreductase activity, acting on paired donors, with incorporation or reduction of molecular oxygen; monooxygenase activity. The annotation marks the transcript as partial. The record is from RefSeq and is a predicted model, not a curated record. Lineage: Eukaryota; Viridiplantae; Streptophyta; Magnoliopsida; Solanales; Solanaceae.